This is a messenger RNA of Labeo rohita (rohu), 1275 nucleotides long. It is a transcript of the gene s100s, whose product is annotated as S100 calcium binding protein S. NCBI's taxonomy places the organism in Eukaryota, Metazoa, Chordata, Actinopteri, Cypriniformes, Cyprinidae. The transcript is spliced from 4 exons. Bases 152 to 532 code for a protein of 126 amino acids. The record is from RefSeq and is a predicted model, not a curated record. Gene Ontology annotation, molecular function: calcium ion binding.
GUGAUAUUUAAACCCCAGAGGUUCUCUCUCUCCUCAUCUGUUCCUCAGCUCAACCGGCUGUCUAUCACUAUCUCCUGCGCUUCAUUACAGACAAAGGAAGCUCUCCGUAGGCAUUCAGUAGCUCGCUGAACCCGGAGAGAGAAGAUCCAAGAUGCCACGCUCAAAGUGUGAUGUCAUGUCCAAAGAGCCCAGCUCCAACUUGGAAAGCGCCAUGCAGAUGCUCAUCAAGACCUUUCAUAAGUAUUCCGGGAAGGAAGGAGACAAAUACACACUCAGCCGAGGAGAACUGAGGGAACUUCUGACGGAGGAGCUGGGAAAUUAUCUUGGGAACGCUCAAGAUAAAGACGCGGUGGAACGAGUCAUGAACGACCUGGAUGCCAAUAACGACGGCGAGGUGGACUUCACCGAGUUCAUCAUCCUAAUGGGGGCGCUGACCGUGGCCUGCAAUGACUUCUUCCUAGACAGCCCGCCACCCAAAAACAAGGCCGAGAGCAAGGGCGACGGAGCCACAACAGAGGAAAAGAAAGAGUAAUGAGCAAAUGCUACAAGAACAGAGAGAAACGGAGAGAAGUAUUAGUAGGUUGCAUGGUUGAGAACAAGAGAGUGCGUUUAUCCAUUUCUUUAAUCAGGACUGACAAACCUAGUUCCUGGAGGUGAUUUCUCUACUUUUAUAAUUCAACCCAAACUGUUAAUACAUUCUUAAAGCAAAACUGACAAACCCAAGACUUGUGGGUUUGACAGAAACACACAUCAGUGCAGUGCCAGGAACUGGUUUGUCUAACACUGAACUGUUUUUUUUUUUUUCUAGUUAAUGAGAAGUUCUUGAGCAUAAGGUGUUUAAAGGUCGUUCAGGAUGGGUGCCUUCUGUUUCAUAUGACCGCAGACAUUAUAUACAGCUAUAUAUAGUGUUUUUUGGAUGAAGAUAUAGCAGGAAGGUUUAUUUUGAGUGCAAUCAGUGGCUACUAAGUGUAUAGAGAGAAUGGGAUAGGAAAUAGUGUGUUAUGGACAGUUACGAAUGCUCAUUUGUAAUAAUUCUGAACUGUGACUUGAAAACAGAUGUUGAGGUGUUUAUAUUUAUAUCUUCCAUGAUGAUGUAAAUAUAAAUAUCCUUUAUUGUUGACAUCAAGCAACAUUACAUCUACUUCAUGGUUACCAUAAAUUCUGAACAGUGUUCAUAAUCUAUAAUAAUUCAGUGUUGAAGAUGUGAACUUGGUUUGUCUCUUUCUGUGCAUCUAUUUUUUAGCCUAUUUUUAUUUAUGUAUCUUCUUAAUUAUA